GAUAAAUCGACACGACCGACACGGGGACUAGCACUCUUUCCCAGAUUAGUCACUACAAACACCCUCGUCAUCAUCAUCAGAAUACCUCGGGCCGACUGUCAAUAGUGGAUCGUCACCGGGCAGCAAAGCAAGUGACGGACAUCGUUGGCCAUUAGUAUCAGCAGCGAAAAGCUGACCAAACAGAUCGGAAGCACAUUCAUAAAUAGAGGGAAGAGAGAAAGAACCAUGCCAGCCGUACAUAAAAAAGGCGCUCUAUUCGCCGUCCACCAAGAUUCUCCCGGACCCGCCUCUACGUCUCAUAGCAGCUCGACUACUGGCGUUAGGGGGAGGUCGGCUUUCGGUCCCAAGUCUGGUACUGCUCCUGGGCUCGGGCUCGGAUUGGGGCUCGGACAAGGAAGGGAUGAGAACGUCACCACCGGCGCGGGUGUGAAGAAUGUGAAUUCGAGUGUAGCGGGAGCAAAGAGGAACGUACUGGGGAACAAGAGUAACCUAGGCGCAGCACCCGCUGGUGUUCAGGAUGGGAAGAAGGAGGUCAAGCCGUUUGGUGUAAGGGUGGUUCCAACUCAAGGACAGGGGAAAGAAAACCCAAGGGAAGGAGGAGCUGAGAAGGCCAAGUCCUCGAGCGCGAAUGCGGAUGCGACUGCCGGGCUCGGAUUGGGAGUAGGUACGAAGACGGUGGAGAAUAGGACCACCGCGACUUCGACCACGACCUCGAUGUCUUCUUCCUCGCAUGCGCACCGACGUGGGAAAUCGGGGGAUCAGAGCAAGACGAUCAAGUCUAGGUUGUUUGGCACGUCUUCGGCUUCGACCUCGCACACUACCGCAAACAACCAUAACAAUAAUAAUAGCGCUCAAACCAGACCUGCGACCUGGUCGGCACAAGCUUCGAGGACGGCCUUACGAGAGACAGCGGGCAAACCUCCGUCGACGAGUUCAAGUUUGAUCUCGGGGCUAAGGAAUACGCCUGUCAGGCAGUUGUUAUUGGGUGGUCGGGCCGGGUCGAGUCGCUCAAACGCGUUGGCAGGACGGGCGGGUUCCUCCUCAACUUCCACUUCGUCCGCCCAGACCAGUAGCGCGAGCCUGCCUGUACCCGCGCCUGUGCCGGUAGAUGACGAGGAGGAUGAGAUCUACUCUAGGCCUGUGACGAGGAAACAGAAGAAGGUGGCUCAACCUCCUCGACCUGCAGCAGGUCUAGGUCUUGGCGAAGACGUCUUCCUCCCCGCUCCUACCGAGAACUCGACCAAGGCUCCGCGCUUGGCUUACACUUCGACGUUUGCGCCGGCCUUGCAAGACAUGGAUCCGCUCGAGAACAGCCCGACGCAGGACCUCGGUGGGUUCGCCUUGCCCGCUUUCCCCGCGCCCUUGACUGGGGGGCUCUUUGGACCCAACAAGGUCGUCAGCGCAGAGACCCGCGUCAAGGGGUUGUUUGGACGUGGAAAGGGCAAGGAGAACGUCCCGCCCGUCGGGGAGAGGGUGAUCGAAUCGGUACAAGCGCCCGUUUCGGAGACGAGGACUCAUCGAAGUUUGGGUUCGGCUUUCACGUUCGAGCCUAUCGUCGAAGUCCCGGAUGCUCCUUUGACUGUGCCAGUUUCGCCCUCACCUAUGAAACGACGACCGUUCGGUCGAUCGGAUUCGCAAGAAGACGGCUUGCCCACUACCGGAUCUAUUCACGGUCUCGGUUUCGGUUUCACGCCGUGUCGAGCUAGUCCUAUCGCUAGCACCAGCGCCAGCCGUCGACAUCAACGAGAAGCAUCAUCAGCUUCUGGGAUCAACCAUUUCCUUCCCCAUUCCCACUCGGCCGGAUCUGGCUUGGGUGACAAUUCCGAGUCGUCCUUUGAAAAGGCCAAAGUCACGCCGCUCAAACAACGGAGCAAGAAACGUGCCAGCGACAAGAAGACGGGUGGUCAUCGCCGAGGCGCAUCGAGCAUGUCGUUGACGAACCAUUUCCUGCCCACCUCCACUUCGUCCGACCUCCUCGGUCGAUCGAUCGAGACGAGUCCGAUGGCUAGGGCCAAGGUGACCCCGUUGAAAUCGCGCAGGAAACACGUCAGGCAAAAGAGCAGCCUGAGUCGAGGCUUUUCUUUCGGCUCAAACCACGUUGGGCUUGGCUUCGACAUGUCUGCUGUGGAUGCCCCCACGGAAUCGAUCGAAUAUGGGGACGAACAGCUCGGGGACAUGGAGUCCACACCGAGCGUUUGGGAGAGCGCGUCGAGCAAGCGGAGUAGCAAUACCACCUCGAGUUUGGGCUCGACGUCGAAGCGGUUCUGGGGACUCGAUGUCCAGGCUGAAGACGACGAGGGGGAGGGUGCCGACGGGUUCUUGACCGGUUCGCCCAUCAGCAGGCGCAAGUCGGGCUCUCCUUCGCGCAUGAGCCUGUUUGUGCCGCCGGCUGAGUUGCCUGAAUCUACUCAUGGCUGGAUACAAACCCAACCUGGCGAAUUCCAAGCACCGCCUCCACCUCCGCCCCGACGCAAAGGCAAGGGCAAGCUUUUCCUCCGCUAGCGACCGUUAUGAUAUCACGACACAGUUUUGCCUUUCUGCCGUCAUAUUAUUUUUGAUUUAAUCUUCUUGCUUUUUCUAAUGAAUGCUUUUCCUACGACACACGCACGCCCUGCUUGUAAUAAGCGAUACCAAGCGAAUUCCUGAAUUAUAAAUGUGCAUGCUUG
This is a messenger RNA of Filobasidium floriforme, 2666 nucleotides long. RefSeq lists its product as uncharacterized. The transcript is spliced from 2 exons. The record is from RefSeq and is a predicted model, not a curated record. NCBI's taxonomy places the organism in Eukaryota, Fungi, Basidiomycota, Tremellomycetes, Filobasidiales, Filobasidiaceae. The coding region runs from base 226 to 2502 and encodes 758 amino acids.